Glarea lozoyensis ATCC 20868 is the source of this 1557-nucleotide messenger RNA. Its product is annotated as F-box. Gene Ontology annotation, molecular function: protein binding. Bases 1 to 1557 code for a protein of 518 amino acids. The record is from RefSeq and is a predicted model, not a curated record. The transcript has 2 exons. Gene Ontology annotation, biological process: SCF-dependent proteasomal ubiquitin-dependent protein catabolic process. NCBI's taxonomy places the organism in Eukaryota, Fungi, Ascomycota, Leotiomycetes, Helotiales, Helotiaceae. Gene Ontology annotation, cellular component: SCF ubiquitin ligase complex.
AUGUCAGAAACCAACUCUGAGCUCGAAUCGUUCCGACAGAAGUGGCGUGAAGAGGUAUCGGCGAGGGCACAAGGGAGUACGAAGCCCUCAUCUCAAGCUACUUCCUCUCGUAGCGCUUCUAAGGGCUUUCGUCAGACUUCUAAAAUCCAUGUUCCUUCUGCGACGAGACUUUCGAAAAUCGGAGAUGAGGAUGAGGACGAAGAAAUCCCUACAGACCGUACUGGCAAUGCGAGGAGACAGUCCAAUGGCGAAAUGGGAGAAGCUUCGAGUUUGGGAGGCGCUGAACCGCAGUCUGCCCUCGAACACUACGAAAAAGCGGUAGAGCGGGAGAAUGAAGGCAGUCUUGGUGACAGUCUGAAUCUCUAUCGCAAGGCGUUCCGGAUGGACGACGCUGUUGACAAGAAAUACAAGAACAAACAUUUCCCUCCUUCCUCCUUCAUAUCAAAACGUACCGAUACGAAUCCAUCCAAUGCCUCCCCUACUGUGCCAAAUACCGCCCACCACUCCCUAGACGGGCAACCACAAACACUUAAACAGCUCAUCGCUGAGUAUGCUGGGGCAUCUAUUGAACCUGCACCACCAGAGAUUGAAGGAACUCCGGCUCCUCCAUGCCCGGUAUCGAGCCUUCCCGACGAAAUACUGGUGCACAUUUUCACAGACGUAGCGAUUGUUGAUGUGGCUGCGUUUGUGAGGCUUGCACAAGUGUGUAAGAAAAUGGCAUAUCUCGCCCUCACAGAAGAGCAAAUAUGGAAACGAGUAUGUUUGGGGAAUGAGGUAGGGUUUGGAGGGAUGCAUUACCAGUGGCAACGUGAAGUUCUGGGGGGUCCUCUAGAGUCUGAGACCCCGGAGUUACAGCUUGAGCCAGAACUACCAGAAUUGCAGGACCUAACGAUUAAUAAUGUAACUGUCGACGCAGACCUGGCUCCUGUUGAACUGCCCUUGACACCUAUCAGCCGAGAGCAGAUUACCGAAACACUUCUAAUCUCCGCAUACCGCUCCUCAUGGCAAUAUAUGUUCCGGAACCGCCCUCGAAUACGCUUCAACGGAUGUUACAUUAGUACUGUUAACUACAUCAGACCUGGCCAGGCAUCAUCAUCACAACUUACAUGGCAAAGCCCGGUGCAUAUAGUCACUUAUUAUCGCUAUUUACGGUUUUUCCGAGAUGGAACUGUGAUUAGUCUAUUAUCGACGGAUGAGCCUGCUGAUGUUGUUCAUCAACUUACAAAGGAACUUCAAGACGCCCAUCCGGCUGCCGUUGGCCAACAUCCAGUCAAGAAAGGCAGGUGGAGACUUUCAAACUCGAACGAUGACCCCGAUGCGGAUUUGAAAGAUGCGGAAAGGGAUGUCUUCGUCGAGACCGAAGGCGCAACGGAAAAGUACAUGUACAGAAUGCAACUCUCACUUCGUAAUGCUGGUAAAGGCUCUCGCAAUAAGAAAUUGGUUUGGCAAGGGUACUGGAAUUACAACAUGCUAACCGAUGAUACUGGAGUAUUCACCCUUCGAAACGACAAGGCAUUUUUCUUCAGUCGGGUCAAGAGUUAUGGUGCUGGAGCAUAG